CGACUCCCUGUUGUGCUCCAGAGCUUACUCACUGCCCGAGUACGCAAUGUCCCCGUGCCCAACCUGCUGAUUCUCGUGAUAUUCGCCUAUUUCCUCGCCAGGCUCACUACCAAAUACCACCAGCUGUACACCAAAUCGUCUCUUGUCGCCACUAUGGCCACCAACAUCGUUCUGUACGGCAUUGCAGACACAUUGGCGCAAUCCAUCACCGCGUACUGUCAACAGACGUCGUUCCAGGAGCGCAAUUUGCCGUACAACAUCGCCACCUAUCUAGAGACACUGGUUCCGAGAAGGCCGGAGGACUAUUUUGUUGACUACGGCGAGGACGGCGAGAUCUCCGUGCACCAGGUCGAAGAGACAACAGAGUCGUCCUUACCAACGUUCCAGGUACGCCGAUUUGCAGGCUUUGUGUUCUGGGGCUUCCUGAUGUCGUUUGUCCAGGUGGUGUGGUAUUCGUUUCUGAAUGCCAUGUACAAAGACGUGCCGACGUUUGUGAGCGUGCUGGAACGCGUGCUGACCGACCAGCUGUGUUUUUCGCCCGUUUCGCUUGCCUGUUUCUUCACGUACGGCACGCUGGUGAUCGAGCAGGGCAGUGUCGACGACGUUAAGGAGAAGCUGUACAGGGUGUAUCUGUCGACGUUGGCGUGCAACUUCUGUCUGUGGUUCCCCGUGCAGUUUGUGAACUUUUUGGUGAUGCCGAAAAGCUUUCAGGUGCCGUUCAGCAGCGGCGUCGGCGUGCUGUGGAACUGUUUUCUGUCCUUGAGGAAUGCUACCAGCUAGAUAAAAAAUUUGCCGCGCCGCCGCACGCAGCAUUUUCUAGUCCACCUUCCCACCCGCGCGGUAGACGCUGAGACAUGUAUUUGAGAAAAAGCACAUCAUCUUUUCCUCUUUCUCAUUCCAAUAAUGGCUGCCCAAGUCGACCAAUUGACCGACAAGCGUGUGAUCAGCUCGAUCGACCUUUUUUCUGCGCCCAGCGCCCCUCUGACGGGCGAAAACAUCGACAUCGACGUGGCUGCCACCAACGGCGACAUCAGCGCUCCCUUGGAGCCCAGAAACGCGCCCAGCACCUCGAGCACGAGCACGCUGCUCAAGGAUGAGGAGUACCCCACCCAUUACAACAUGGAGUCUGCCAUAGCCAACAUGUAUCCUGGCGACGUUGGUCUGGCGUGUCUGCCGGUUCUGAAGCGUCUCCAUGCGCUCAAGAAGGGGGCUCAUUUUACCAUCAUGAUGGUUGGUGAGUCGGGCGUGGGAAAAACCUCUUUUAUCAACACCCUGUUCGACACGGUUGUCACAGAGCCCACCACCCGUCUGGGCGGUAGCCCUAACAAGACCACCGAGAUAGUCUCACACAAAAUCGAGCUCGUCGAGGACAACUUUCUGCUCAGGCUGAACGUGAUCGACACGCCUGGUUUUGGCGACUACAUCGACAAUAGGUACUGCUGGUACCCCAUAGUCAGAUACAUCGACGAACGGUACAGACGGGCCGUUUACCAGGAGAACCAGCCUGAUAGAACCAAAACCUCCCACUCGGAGGUCCACGUGUGUCUGUAUUUUAUUGUUCCCUCUGCAACGGGACUGACGCAGGUCGACAUCGAGGCCAUGAAGAAUUUGUCUACCAGAGUCAACUUAGUUCCUGUUAUUUCGAAGGCGGAUGCGUUCACGGUUGACGAGAUCAACGCUUUUAAGCAGAGAGUCAGGAAAUCUCUCAAGGAGCACGAAAUCUCGAUCUGUGAGCUGUUUGACAAGACUGGUGCGGCUAACCUGAUUGGCGAGAUGCCGUUUUGCGUGCUGAACUCGCAGGGCUCGUUUCCGAACGCCAAGGGCCAGCUUGUCCGCGGCCGGCAGUACAAUUGGGGGCUUGCCGAGGUGGACAACCCGGCACACUGCGACUUUGUGAAGCUGCGCGAGUUUUUGAUGGGCACCAACAUGGCUGACCUGAUCUCGUCCACGGAGAACUACUACGAAAACUAUAGGCGCGACUUUAUGCGGUACCGGCUGGGCAAGGCGAUGGAGAUGACCAUCAGCCCCGAGGAGCUGGCUGCUCUCAACGUCGAAAACGAGAACGGCGAGACGAUUGUGCCGGACAACAAGGGCAGCUGGAAGACUGUGCAGGUUGAAGAUGGACAGACACACCCGAACAUUCAGCAGGUAAUCGAGUCGAAGCCGAGCGUGGGCGUACUCAAGAUGCUCAACACGCUGAACCUGCGCGAGACCGAGCGGGAGCUGGUGGAGAUGAAUCCUGCGUACCUGGACAGCGAGAAGACGAUGAAGAAGCGGUUCACGGAGAUUGUGCAGGCGCAGAACCAGAAGUUCAAGGACUGGAAGCGUGCUCUGUUCGAGAGACAGGAUAAGUUCAACAAGGACAUCGAGCAGAUCCACAAGCGGCUGGUUGCUUUGCAGGACGAGAUCAAGACGAUCGACGAGAGGUGAUGGAUGACAAUCGCCGGGUUAAUUUGUAGCGAGAAUACAGUUUAG
This is a messenger RNA of Ogataea polymorpha, 2475 nucleotides long. RefSeq lists its product as uncharacterized. The coding region runs from base 904 to 2430 and encodes 508 amino acids. The record is from RefSeq and is a predicted model, not a curated record. Gene Ontology annotation, biological process: cytoskeleton-dependent cytokinesis. Gene Ontology annotation, cellular component: cell division site; septin complex; microtubule cytoskeleton. Lineage: Eukaryota; Fungi; Ascomycota; Pichiomycetes; Pichiales; Pichiaceae. Gene Ontology annotation, molecular function: molecular adaptor activity; GTP binding; GTPase activity. The transcript has a single exon.